CGCCCAGCUGUCUGAGACCUAUGACCCAUCCUGGCACAGUUGCAGAAUUAGCUGAGAUAACUUUCCUGAGUCCUUUACUUCCCAGAAAAGCUAAAAUCAACUUUAUAUUUGUUGGUGGACUCUUCUACUUUUUCUGGUCUGCAUAUUUGCGUUUGCUUGUUUGUUCAUUAUGCUGUCCUGCAGAUGGCUGGAGGACUGAAUGAAGUAGGUAGUGAAUGUCAUUUGGAGGCAGCAGGUGAAAGAGGAAUUGUUUAGGAAUUGGAAGAAAAAAGAAGGUUUCACAGAAUGAGGCUGUGAAUCAGUGAGAUGGAUGCUAACACUAAGAAGCUGAGAAUUAAAGGUUCUCAAGCAUUUCUGUAGCUUGGACCUCAUCUUAAUGCAAGGAACUGUCUUUCAAACCUGUACAGAAACCAAAUUCUCCAGUUCUUUGGUGUUGGCAGAAAAAUACAAUCAGUGCUGUAGCUAAGGUGAUUAUGAACCUGGAGAAAUGAGGUUGGGAGAGUAUGUGCAGUGGUCCCUGAGUCUUUGAAUGUUACUUAGCAACUGCUAAGGAAGAGUCAGCAGGGUAUGACAAGCCAGGCAUCCAGAGACCACCAGUAAAUGCUGUAUAGGCAGAAUAUAAGGUAACUAUUGGUAUAGGCAUUUUUUUUUUUUAAUUACUUUCUUUAAAGUAAGACAAACAAAGACUGAUAGUGACAUUCUUACUUCUUCACAACCUAGAUACAGGGCCUGGUAAGUAGGACUUAGAAACAAGUAAGAUCUGUAAAAAUUUUAAAGUAAAAUAUGCCUAUUUUAUUUCUUAUUUUCCCCUCUCCACCUCUUCUUGUUUUCCCUGUUCUAGGCUUGGUGUUGUCCUCUUUGGUCUUCCUACAGGCAAUUUACUGCCCCUUCGCUUGCCCAUCUAAAAUAUGCAGUUUCCUGUAUAUUCCAUAUACCACAGGUCUGCACACUCUGACCAUGAACAGCAAUUCCUCCCUCAGCAAUGGGAAAGGCCUGAGGAACCUGACCACGGAGGAAGAUGGGGCAGUCAGAGUCACCGAAUCCAUUGCUAUAAUUGUCAUUGCCAUCUUCAUCUGUUUGGGCAACUUGGUGAUUGUUGUCACUCUGUAUCGCAAGUCAUACCUUCUCACCUUGAGCAACAAGUUUGUGUUCAGCCUGACCCUCUCCAACUUUCUACUCUCUGUGCUGGUGCUGCCUUUUGUUGUCACCAGCUCCAUCAGGCGAGAAUGGAUCUUCGGGGUUGUUUGGUGCAAUUUCUCUGCCCUGCUCUACAUGCUGAUCAGCUCAGCCAGCAUGCUCACUCUGGGACUCAUAGCUAUAGACAGGUACUACGCUGUGCUGUACCCGAUGGUUUAUCCGAUGAAGAUAACGGGCAACAGAGCAGUGGUAGCUCUUGUGUACGUGUGGCUGCAUUCCCUUAUUGGCUGCCUCCCUCCCCUUUUCGGCUGGUCCUCCUUGGAGUUUGACCAAUUCAAGUGGAUGUGUGUGGCAGCCUGGCACAAGGAGGCUGCCUACACGGCCUUUUGGCAGAUCUGGUGCGCGCUGCUGCCGUUCGUGGUCAUGAUGAUCUGCUAUGGAUUCAUAUUCCGUGUGGCAAGGAUUAAGGCCCGCAAAAUCCACUGUGGGAGUGUUGUCAUUGUGGAGGAGGACUCACAGAGGAACGGGAGGAAGAACUCCAGCACCUCCACGUCCUCCUCUGGCAGCCGAAGGAACGCUUUCCAAGGGGUUGUUUACUCCGCCAACCAGUGCAAAGCUUUCAUAACCAUCUUGGUUGUCAUUGGAGCUUUCGUCAUUACGUGGGGACCUUACAUGGUGGUAAUAACAUCAGAGGCACUUUGGGGUAAAAACAGUAUUUCCCCUGCUUUGGAAACAUUGGCUACAUGGCUGUCCUUUUCCAGUGCCAUUUGCCAUCCGCUAAUCUAUGGGCUGUGGAACAAAACAGUGCGCAAGGAACUCCUGGGGAUGUGCUUUGGGGAUCGGUAUUACCGCAAGUCCUUUGUUCAGCGGCACAGGACAUCGAGGCUCUUUAGCAUUUCCAACAGGAUCACAGAUUUGGGACUAUCUCCUCACCUUACUGCCCUCAUGGCAGGUGGGAGGCCACUGGGAAACAGCAGCAGCACAGGAGACACAGGUUUCAGCUGCUCACAGGAUUCAGGAACAGAUACAAUGCUUCUUGAAGAUUAUAGCUCAGAUGGCCCUCAUGCCCCACAUUGCGUCUGUCCCCCUCGAAGGAGGAGUUCAGUGACAUUUGAAGAUGAGGUGGAACAAAUUAAAGAAGCUGCAAAGAAUUCUGUUCUUCAUGUAAAAGCUGAAGUCCAUAAAUCUCUGGACAGCUAUGCAGCCAGCCUGGCCCGAGCUAUAGAAGCUGAUGUGAAACUCAGCCUGUUUGGGGAAGAUGCUUUACCAGGAGCCCUGUUCCCCUUGUGGACUCCUGCAGGAAGCAGUGGGAAUGCCCGGCGUGGUGCCAGGCCCCAUGCCAGCCAAAGACUGAAGUUGCAGAGCAUCGAUGAAGGGAACAUUUGACACAAGCACUGGAGUAGGAAAACAGAAUGAAACCACUAAGCAGGGCCUACUGCAACUGGUAGUGUUUCACCAGAACCAGGAUACCUUGUUGAGACGUUUCCAGUGUUUUUUCAACACCUGGAAACAGCUGGAUUCUGGUACUUGCAUCAGCAUUUUGCAGCAGUGUUUGUUUACUGGUUAGGGUGCUACUGACUCUUCUGCCACAUCACUAUCACACAGUGCAUAGGAAUGCAGGGCUUGGUUUCACUGACCAGAUGGUUAGUCAGUUGAAUCUUUGGUCCAUUAUUGGCCAAAGCUAAUACAGGAACAAAACAGAUACAGGAACAUAUGCAGUGUUUAAUUCAUUGUUACAUCCAUCCUGUUCUGACCACCAGGAUAAUUGGUUGACACUUGAUAGCUGGAGUGCUCUGAUAGGAGCUUGUGCAUUGGAUAGUACAUAAAGCCUUACUGCCUCAGGCUCCCAGCUGAGGAACUUCAGUAAGGGCAAAACCUGACCUUUUAAGAGAGCUCAUGCAGAUUGUAGGUACUUACCUUUGCUGGGGGAUAUUUCAGUUUGUUCAGCCAUCAGAAUGCCAGAUCUGACAUUGGACUGCGCUUUGCUUCAGAGGCAUGGGACACCAGCUCCUCUGGAUGUAAUGAAUGGGAGUAAACGUGCUGGGAACAGCACGGAGAUGAGAUUUGAGGAAAUUAUUAGUGCAGAAUUCUUAGUUUCUCUGAGAACUUCAGCUCAUGUCCCUGGUUUUGCUGUUAUUUAAAGGGCACUCUGUGGCUGUGCUAAGCUUGACAAUAUAAAUAUUACCACUUCAUAUUCAGGAUUCAUCUUCUAGAGAGAAGAAUAUUAGCUGGGUUGGUUUUUUUUAAUCAUGAGGGAAUGUAUUUAAGCUGUAGUUACCUCAGUGCUUCUAUUUCUUGGAGUAUUAAUUCAUUAAUCUCAAAAAUAAGAACAUUUGGCACUUAUAUUGCACUUUGCAUGUUCUUAAGCACUGUACAGACAUUACCUUGUUAGGCCUUUGUGAGAGGGUUGGUCAGCCCUGCUGCCAAAGAAGGGGAACUCAGCACAGCCAAGCUGCUGGCAGUGAAACAAGAUGCAAAGGUGGGAAGUUCUGUAAGGAAAAGAGGGAUGAGAAUAUAUCCAGCUUGAGGAACCUUUCUGUGCCUUCCUGGGCUACCCCUUCCUUACUUUGGGGGGGUUAAAGCCCUGCCUUACCGUGUAUUUCAAAGAGAGGGAGACAUAAGUGAGCAGGAUAAUUCCUUGAGGAAAUGUGUGUCAGUAGCAAAUGGAAUUAAGGACCAAGAAUUUGCAUUUGUUUACUCAGUGUCUGCUCCCCUCUGCCUCUACCUUUCCCAGAAGUGCUUUGUAUGAGGUUUUGCUGCAGACUGGAAAUCAGGAGCAGGAUGUUUCCAUAUGGGUAAAAACAGGGUGUAUGCUCAUUAAGUUUUGUCGUUGUGUGACUUUAUUCAGAGGCACAGAAACAAAAUGUUGUGAGGCAGAAAGGCAGAACCUUGGUCCAGUACUGUAUUUAGACAUCCUAUUUGUCUGUGUUCCCGACUCAGAGAUGUAUUUCAGCACAAGCUUAUGUCCAUCUCUGGACAAAGCAACUUGACUUUCUGAACUAGCCUGAAUCUCAUUGUGUUCCCAUGUAAAAUAUAGCUGCAUGCUUAAAAUUCA
Molecule: messenger RNA, 4192 nt
Organism: Cyanistes caeruleus (blue tit)
Lineage: Eukaryota; Metazoa; Chordata; Aves; Passeriformes; Paridae
Source: RefSeq, a predicted model, not a curated record